AUGAGGUCCAAGCGCGUGAACUUGCUGAUCUGCCUCAUCGCCUUCGCGCUCUUCACCUUCUCCUGUUUCUGCAUCUCCAGGAUGACUCAGAUCAGUAACCAACUAACUAACUGUAGAAACCAUAUGUUCGAGUUUAAAGAAACCAUGCAACAUUUAAAAAACAGAGCUGAAAAUAGUCGCCGAGAGCUGAUGGAAGCCUUCGAUCAAAUGAAAAAUGAUAUUACAAACAGAGAAAAAGUAUCAGGGAGCUUAGCUGAAAAGAAAGUGAAUACAAGAAAUCAGAAUGAAACAGUUGCUAAUACACUGGAAGACUUAAAGUUCUUUUUUCCUCAUCUAAAAAAAGCAGACAGUAUUUAUCCUAAUAUAAUCAUUGGCAAAGGAAGGAGAGACGUUUCUUUUGCGCUCGGCAUUUCCACCGUGGACAGAGGGAAUCACAGUUACCUGAAGCAAACGCUCACCUCGGUCGUCUCCAGGAUGACUCUCGCAGAGCAGAGGGACUCUGUGGUGAUCGUCUCUGUCGCAGACAGCCAUGAAGAUUAUUUAAAUUCUGUUGUUAACAUGAUUACAAAAAAAUUCAAAAGGCAAGUGAAGUCUGGAUCCUUAGAAGUCAUUGCAAUACCUGCGUUUUUUUAUCCAGAGACAUUACAUGUCAAUCAACUAGCUGAUGACUCAGAAAAAUUGGAGAGCUGGCGAAUGAAACAAGUAUUGGACUUUUGUGUUUUGAUGCUGUAUGCCCAACCCAAGGCCAUGUACUAUUUACAGCUAGAAGAUGACAUCAUAGCUAAACAGAUGUACUUUACAAAAAUAGUGGAUUUUGUGCAUAAUAUUACUUCAAAUGAUUGGUUUUGCAUUGAGUUUUCGGUGCUUGGGUUCAUAGGAAAGCUGUUCAGAUCAGAGGACUUAACUGACCUUGUACGUUUCUUUUUGAUGUUCUACAAAAACAAACCCAUAGACAGUCUCUUAAGUGAGAUUUUUCAUUUAAAGAUGUGUGAUACAAGAAAGCAUCAUAUAACAUGCAAACAACGGAAGAAGCAAGUCUGUGUUCGGCAUAAUCCGUCCCUAUUCCAGCACGUGGGUAUACACUCGUCACUCCUUGGGAAAGAACAGUAUUUCAAAGAUAUCUAUUAUUAGGAAUUUCAUAAUUCCAACAGCUUCUUUAAAAAUUAUCAUCAUUCUUUGGAAAAAAAGUAGCAUAACAAGGAUUAUAUUAUUUCUCAACUUUCUUAAGAGUGUAUAAGAGAUCACAUUACUUUUUAAAAUUAAGUCUUCAGUAAUAAAAUGAAAAUAUGAAGAGAAGCAUAACAAGAAGAAAC
Lepus europaeus (European hare) is the source of this 1313-nucleotide messenger RNA. It is a transcript of the gene MGAT4D, whose product is annotated as MGAT4 family member D. Gene Ontology annotation, biological process: protein N-linked glycosylation. Gene Ontology annotation, cellular component: Golgi stack; endoplasmic reticulum-Golgi intermediate compartment; endoplasmic reticulum. The coding region runs from base 1 to 1131 and encodes 376 amino acids. Gene Ontology annotation, molecular function: acetylglucosaminyltransferase activity. The transcript is spliced from 12 exons. Lineage: Eukaryota; Metazoa; Chordata; Mammalia; Lagomorpha; Leporidae. The record is from RefSeq and is a predicted model, not a curated record.